AUGGCAGCCGCCACUCAAGCAAGCCUUCUUGACAAGAAAGCUGACUUCAAUAUUCUAGAGAAGUUGAAACAUCUUAGAGAUAAUAAACGAUUUUGUGAUGUCGUUCUUGAAGUAAGAGGUGUAAAGUUUAUGGCUCAUAAGAAUGUCCUAGCAUCUUGGAGUCCUACAUUUGCUUCCAAAUUGUUCAUUAAAGACAGAAACAUUUGCAGGGACCACAUCAUGGUCUCUUAUGACAAUAGCGAAGUGUUCUCAGACUUGCUAGAUUUCAUGUACACUGGGUAUGUAGCUCCAAGAGAAACAAACAUUCCACAACUUCUUCAUCUAGCUGUGAGUUUUCAGAUUGAAACACUGAAGAAUUACUGUGAAGAAUUUCUACGCUGCAAUCUCCACCUCGGAAACUUUGUAAGCACAUACUUCUUGAGUCGAAAAUUUAAGCUAGAGACGCUGGAAGAAUACAUUGUUGGAUUUCUGCAGCUGAAUCUCUCUGACACUGUCAAGCAGAGGGAGUUCCUUUCCAUGAAUGCAAAGAAGUUCAACACUUUCUUGUCAGAAGGAUGGAUGAAGAAAAUCAAGCCGGAGAUCAAACUCUCCUUGAUAAUAAGCUGGGUUGGUUCUGAUAUCAUAGAAAGAGAAAAGUUUCUAUUGAUGUUGCUAGGGCACAUUGACUGGUCUACUGUGGCCGAUGAUUUUCUUCUGGCGAUCUAUUGCACAGAGAAUUUCUUCACAUCUCACAAGUUCAGACUGUACUUAAUGCUUCACACUUUGAACAGUGCUGGUAUUGCACUUGGACCUCACACAGAUGUCUUUCCAGGUUUGAGACGCUCAUAUUCGUGUUGCCUGAAAGAUUUAGUUCAUCCUAGUCAACUGAAGAAUUACUCUGAAACAUUUCACCCAGUUACCAUAACUGCAAAAGAAAGGCCGGUCUUUAAAAAUGCCUCAGUUAACACAACAUUGCCUGCCAUCCCGUGCCAACUUCUGGAUGCUUCUGUAAAUACUGAUGUGAACAAUUCUCACUUAUUAGAUUCAGAACAAACAGUGUAUGAACCUAUGAAUAAAAUGGUACAGGAAGAGGAACAAACUGUUAGAAAACUCACCGAGCCAAAGAAUGAUCAGUUUGAGACCUUCGAAGAGUUCAUCGAGGCCGAGAUCCCAUUGAAAGAAAUCAAAUUGAAUGUAACUCAUCAAACAACUUUUAUUAAUACAAAUGUUGAAACACCUGCAAAAAAGAAAUCACCAGAGAAGAAAGUGAAACAAACUACUACUGAUAAAAGUAAACUUCCAAACCUUGCUGAAACAAGUUGCACUAUGGCCAAAGCAGUGACAGUGCACUCACCGAUGCAGUUGAGAAGUUCGAGAAAGACUAUUACACCUAAAAAACAGGUAAUACUAAUUGACGAUUUUGAAAAAUGUCAAUCUCAAGAUGCAAAGUACAAACCUUGUGCCCAGGUCUUUAAGCAAGCAGAAUCCUAUGAUAGAUAUGAAGAGAAGGAUAUGCAUGAACUUGCUAGUGACUUGGUUGUUAAAAGUAUUAACAUCGAAAGGAAAACAACACCAAGAAACAAAAGGAAACUAGUCAAUGAUUUAAAACAGGAGUCAAAUAAUGUUAUAUCAUGUGAGUUUGAUAAUCGUGCUUGUAUAACAGAGGUUCACGAAAGACCAGCGAAGCAGAUGAAGACAGCCCAUGAAACAUCAUUCGAGCUAAAAUGCGAUCUGUGUGUUUUUGAAACAAAAGAGGUUCGAACAUACAAUACACACAUGAAGCAGCAUUUUCCUGGUCCCAUUUUCCACUGUGACUACCCACGAUGCACCUACAGUUCCGAGGAGAUACACACGAUGUUGACUCACAGGAUAUCACACACAGAUGACCGACUGUUAACGUGUGACUGUGGAAUGCGGUUCAGGACAAACACCACAUUGAUAGCACACAAAAAGACACAUCUUGGUAUCCAGAUCGCAUGUGUGGAACCUUUAAACUCGACAGCCAGACCAGAAAAACAUACAGGUAGCAGCCAGCCCCUAGUGAGCCACCACCGCCAUCCAAUAACAUUUGUGCCUCAAAUGGCAAAACCAACGGCGGUGGUGGUGCCAAGAAAACGGUCCUUACCUCCGGAUGUUUUACCACCCCGGAGGCGAAGAAGGACCGUUCCGGGGCUGGCUGCCCCAUCCAGGGAUAUGUCCCCCUGGACACUGAUGAGAAAAACUACCAGAAGCUUUUUCCCAAAAAGGCCUUUGAGACCCCAAUAUGAUGGCCUGCCAAUAUUCCAGCUGGUUGAGGACAGCGUAGACAUCCCUGUCAUCCCAGUGGAACCGAUUGCUAUGCGGACAAGAAGCGCCACCAAAAGAGUGAGCUGGAUGACAGAGCUUUACUCCAUUGCCAAAACCAACCCCAGCAGAUAUUGGAUUUCCACAGAAUGGAUCGGCCCCCAGACACAGGAAGAUCAGGCCUCUCCCCCGCCAACCAUCCACAAUAGCUGA
This is a messenger RNA of Mya arenaria, 2475 nucleotides long. RefSeq lists its product as uncharacterized. NCBI's taxonomy places the organism in Eukaryota, Metazoa, Mollusca, Bivalvia, Myida, Myidae. The transcript is spliced from 5 exons. Gene Ontology annotation, molecular function: protein binding. The record is from RefSeq and is a predicted model, not a curated record. The coding region runs from base 1 to 2475 and encodes 824 amino acids.